Molecule: messenger RNA, 5548 nt
Organism: Manis javanica (Malayan pangolin)
Lineage: Eukaryota; Metazoa; Chordata; Mammalia; Pholidota; Manidae
Source: RefSeq, a predicted model, not a curated record
AUGGUGCUGCCCCGCGGGCCCUCCGGCCGCCGCCUUCACCCGCCGCCUCCCCCGCGCACCCGCCUCCCGCCCCGGGCGCCGAGCCAGAGGCCGCCGCGCCCGCGGCCCCCUCCCCCCGAUCCCUGGGUGCCCGCGGCGGCCGGGCCGCUAUCCCCUGGGGCGCCGCCGGGGGUCGGGGUGGGCGCGCUGCGGGUCCGGGGGGUGGGGCGCGGCCUGGCCGAGCGCCGCUGCGCGCCAGGGACCCGACCCGGGAUCGCAAGUGCCGGGCACAGCCUCCGGCCUGGCGCGGAGCUCCAUUCGGUCCCUGCCAGCAGCCGGCUCUGCAGUCGGCCCCGGGUCGGGCUCCAAAAGAAAAUUCCAGGGUCACCCAGCUACUCCCGGGCUCCCCGUGCCUGGCCUCCCGGCGGACCCGAGCUCAGCCUGGAGGCACUGACUAGGCGUGCGCUCCGGUCUGCACCUGUGCCCCCGAAGCCCCCAGCAGGCCUCGUCCCCUCGAUCCACAGAGCCAUGUUCGCCCUGCCCUUCCGGCAGCUGCUCUCAGUUGGGGCUGCGCGAUCCGUGUCCACGCCAGGAUGGCUUCCCUGGGUGCUACCGGCCACUUCCAGGCUUCAGCCCUCAGCUGUGCUGGUCACCCCGCCUGCUACCAGCACUCUCCCUGCCCUGCCUAGCCUCCUGUCUCACCACGUGUUUUCUGAGAAUUUCUCCAACUUCUCUCCAGACUCAGUCCCAUCCUCAAAAAUCGUUCUACCCUUAGCUUACUUAUCUUGAAGGGCCAAGAGGCUGGGAGCGCACAGACACGUUCCCAGAGCACCCGGCCCGGUGCCUUAGAUUCCCCUGGCCUCAUAUACUCACCAGCUGGUGACCUUGGGCUACUUAAUUGCCAGACCAGUUUUCUCAUUAGUUAGAUGAGGCUAAUACCCUCUUUGUGGAUUGAAUGAGUUGAUAAUAAAGUGCCAGAAAAGCUCCUGGUGCAUACAUAGGUCAUGCAUUUUAGGUUUUAGCUACUGUAACUGCUGUUCACUUGUUUCUGAGUUAAUAAUGUGGGUUGAGCAGAGAGGUCCUCAGGAUCACAGAUACCGUUUGGGAUAAAACCCUUGGCAGCGUGCGGGCAUCCGGCAGCGGUGCACUGAAUGACAGUUUUUAUUGUCCUCUCGUUCCUUGACCUCGGCUACUGAAGCACACCUAUCGCCUAGUUAGCAGUACCUUCUGUGUCUACGUGUCUCACACUCCAGAGUCUUGCCCACACUUUUCACUGCCUCUGGACGCCCCCAGACUCAACUGUCCUCCCCUCCCCUAUUCCUCCUGCUCUCCCUUCUGGUGUGGCCAUGGCCCGGCACCAGACUCAGUCUCAGCAUCAUCUCAGCACCCCUCACUUCUCAGGCCUUUACUCAAGUGUUACCUCAGCUCAGGCUCCCUUUGCUACCCAGCCCUCUGGCCCAGCACACAUACACACAUACACACAAAAGCACACAUACACAGCCUAGCGCCCUUCCCUGCUUUCUCUAUCUCCAAAGUCCUUAUCACCAUCUAGCAUAUGCACAUUUUUAUUCCUUUGUCUACUAUAUAUUUUUACUUAUUUACUUAUCUUUGUGUACACUAGAUAGAAUGCAGGUUUCGUGAGGCAGAAAGUUCUGUAUUAUUUCUAUAUUGCUACCACCUAGAACAGGGCCUACUUCAUAGUAGGUGCUCAGUCAAAGAAUAUUUGCAGAGUAGAUGGGUGCUUCCUUAAACCCCCCCUCCACCCCUACUCAGCACCCUCUCUCCUCUGCUGUCCGCCAUCUUGAUGGCCAGUGCCCCUGGGGGUUCCUCACCUGUGGUCCAGCCAGCCUGCCUUCCCCACUCUACUCCCACAGUUCACCUUGGAGGUGCCACCUUCUGAGCUGGCCUUACUUUCCAAAUUACAUCCUCAUUUCUCACCUCCCCUUUCAAAAUCUUAACCUAUGUCCCUCACUGAGUUGUUCCCUCAGGUGACAGCCAAACACAACCACUGGCCAAUCCUCAAGUCCUUCUUGAACUUUCCUAGAUACCCCUGUAGGUAUCCCAUGCAGUUCCCUCUCCCUGGCCUUUCACCGUCAUGCCCACCCCUGCCCUCUGCCCAGCAAGGGCUGGGUUGAAUAUCAGCACCCCCUUCUCAAAGGCUGUGCCCACCAUGACUGCCUUUCUUCCUAAGGAAUACCAUUGUCAUCUGUGCUCCUAACACACCUAAGAACUUUCUUAGGGAAUUUUGCUACAUUUUUCUUUGUAUUGUACUUGUCAGGGUAUUUUCAUUUUAAUUACUUUUUUUUUUUAAGCGAAGUUAUCUGAGCAUACAGACAAAAAGACCUAGAGUAGCUGCGAAGAUUGUGAACUGCAGACCACUGAUCCCAAUCCCCUUCUACUCAUUAUAGUAAGUGAUCUCAGGCAAGUUAUUUAGGCUUUUUCUGUAGCAUUGAAUAAUAAUAGAAACUUCUUAUUUUAAUACAAAUCACUUAGAAUGAUAAUUGAGACAUGAUAAGUCCUAUAUAAGAGCCAGCUGUCAAAAAAAGGGUGAUAAAAAAAUAACACCCACCCCUAGAAUUAGCAAAUGUCAUAUUAUCAUGUUUGUUUUAUUUAUACUGUUAUAAAGAACCAACACUCAAAGACACAACUGAAGUCUCCCUGGGCUUCAGGUCCUGUUCCCUGUCCCCUCCCUUUCUUUCUGAGGUUUGCCCCAGGCUCUUUCUUCAGAAGGUACGUCCAGCAUGAAGGCUCAGGUCCACUGGGUAGAGAACCCUGGGGUCCCACCUCCCAGAGCACAAGGCGGCAGGAAGGCAAAGGGAGAUAGGCUUCAGGUGGGUGCAACCUCUUGGCCCUGGAGCUAGGGGAGGUAGGGGAGUGGAAGGAAGACCAGAGUGCGGCCCCCAAAGGCAUAGGACCUCUCUUCCCCGGUAUAAGUAUCAAGAAAUUAUCCAUCUAAUCCAUGUUUUAAUCCUUUUAAUCCCUAGGUAUUACACACAGACAAUAUGUAGUACUCAGAGUGCUUUGAAAGUUGCAUAAAUGGUACCCAACUCUGUAACUGUUCCAUCACUUCUCUUUUUCACUCCACAUUAUAUUUUUCAGACCUUGAUAUAUAAGGAUCUUGCUCACUUACUCUGCUGUUCAUCAUUCUGUUCAAUGGCUGUAAUUCAUUCAUUCCCCUAUUGACAGACAUUUAGCUCAUUUUUUACUUUUCACAAUUAUAGAUGAUGCUACGGUGAGCCUUUCAGCACAUCCCCUUGUGCAUCUGUGCAGGAGUCUAAGAUAAAUGCCUAGAAAUAGACCAGCGCAACAAUAGCAUGUAGAUUUUGAGCUUUGCCAGACAUUGACAAACUGCUUUGGAGGGGUGGCCCCAAUUUGCACCCUACUGGCAGCAUAUGAGAUUAUCCCUGUUGACAUCAACAUUUGGGCUUGCUGGAUGGAUUCAAGCACGUUCCUGGGCACUCUGGGUGUGAAAUGAAACCUCAUUGUUCUUGUUAACAUGUCCCUGAUUUAAUCAGAUUGAACAUAUUUUACAUGUUUAUGUAUCUCCUCUUCAUAUGCUCUGCUGUGUUCUCUUUGUUACUUGUUUUUCUUACUGAACUUCUGGGAAGUUUUUUGUGUAUACUCGUGUAAUCUGCUCCUUUGUCAGCUGUAUCUGUUUUACAUUCUCAGUCUGUGGCUUCACUUUUAACUUUGUUUAUAGUGUCUCAGUGACUACAAAAAGUUUAAAUUCAGAUGUAAAGAAAAUGCAUCAAAUUUCUUCAAAGCUCCUGCUUUUUGCAUCUUGCUAAAAAGAAAUCCUACAUGAGUAUGUUUCUGGGCUCUUCAUUCUGUUCUACUGUUCUAUUUGUCCAUCUCCAUGCCUAUUUUUCCCUGUUAAUUGUGAGUGCCCUCCAUAUGCAUUUUAUACUUGAUUAAGUUCCAUAGAAAUUCAGUUGAGAUUUUGGUAUAAAAUUGUGCAUGCAUUUUAUUUCUCCCAUUACUUUGUACGUUUUUGAGAGAAAUGUCAAAGCACAUUCAUCUUUCUAUCUUAAAGCAUUGAUAUGUAUGCUAUAUCUGCACUGUUUAAUAGGGUGGCCAUCAUCCACAUGAUGCUAUUUAAAUUUAAGUUAAUUAGAAUUAAAUACAAUGAAAAGUUCUGUUCACCAUGAGCCAGGUGUCAGGUGCUCAGUAGUCAGUGUCGCUAACUGGCUGUAUAUUGGACCAUGCAGAUCCAGAACAUUCCCAUCAUCACAGAAGUUUUGUGGAACAGGGCUGUACCAGACACAGGGAUCAAUAAAUGAUAGUUGAAUAGGAACAAUAAGAAUCAACUGGUCCACAAUCUUUAGCUUUUGUAACAAUACUGACUUUAGCUCUUUUUGAAAAAGUGAUCUAAAAUUCUAUAGUUGAUAUUUUCUAUUGCCUUUAGAAAUGGAUAGAGCAGGCAUUAAGGUAUAUUCAUCACCUAUUGAGCUACCAAAAUAUGUCAUAAUGACAUUUAUGCUGUUCAUUAAGCAUGAAAAAGAUUAGCUUUUCAUAAUGUAAGAAGAUUUAUACUAUAAUAAAUCUCAAAAUAAAACAUUUUAAAAAGAUCCAUUGAGAGAAAACUUGGCAAGUGCAUUGGUGCCCGUGCUGAGGCCUAAGGGAAAACUUAGGGAUCAUAUUUUUUGUUUUGUUUCUUAACAAACUGGUGAGAAUAUUUGAAACACUUCCCUUCUUACCUUAUUUGGCAUGGAGAAGCUAUUUUUUUACCUUAGUGUGUGACUAUAGUGAAAACUACAGAGCUCUGCCUUUGUGACGUGGCCUAACACCGACUUAGGUGGACCAAUAUUCAUCAUUUUUUUGUCUCGCUCACUCUCUUGCUGGUUGAUUACAAUUUGGACUUCCCUAGAGGAACAUUUCUGUUUUCUGGGAAAAUAUUACAGAUUCUUUGAUCCUUUUGAAGUAGAUUCUCUCUCUAUCCUUGAAGCAUGUAGGACCUUAGACUUUAAAAUCAUCUUUGGAGAACAUUGUAGCCAUGAAGAAAAAACACUGAGUAGGCCUGAAAUAUUCCAAAGUUGAAUUUUGACAAGGUAGAAAGACCUAGUGAUGCCUAAGAGACUCCUAGAGUUCCUGGCUACUCUCCUAAAGUGUGUGACAGCAAGUCCCCCACCACUUCCAACACCUGUAGCUUUGUGCUGUUAUAGCAAGCACAAGGUGAAGCGUGCUCUGUGACUCUUGGAAACCUGUUCAUCACAAAUGUUUUAGAGCAGGAAUGGCAAGUGGGUUUCUUCUUAUGUCUCACUCCAUCAUUUGGCAGGAGCUAUCUAGAACACAGUGUUGAGGAUACCUUUGAGAUUGAGUGGAAAACAGGCCCCACCUGAUUAGAGAUGUCGGGUAGGGGGUGGUCAGCACCAUGAAUGCAAUAAAGUUGUCAUCCCUGUAUUGGUCAUGGCAGCCGGGAAAGUGCCAAAUUUCCCUAAUACUCCCUGUAAGUCUCCAAAACACUUAGAACAUCUACUACUUUGGGGAUUUCUGAAGGUCUCAGAGCGGAGGCUGCUAUACUAGUCACAUGAUACACUGUUGCCCAGAGGUUUCUGCAGAGGUACUUCAU